This is a messenger RNA of Tripterygium wilfordii, 1490 nucleotides long. Its product is annotated as queuine tRNA-ribosyltransferase accessory subunit 2-like. Lineage: Eukaryota; Viridiplantae; Streptophyta; Magnoliopsida; Celastrales; Celastraceae. The record is from RefSeq and is a predicted model, not a curated record. The transcript has 10 exons. The coding region runs from base 75 to 1361 and encodes 428 amino acids. Gene Ontology annotation, molecular function: tRNA-guanosine(34) queuine transglycosylase activity.
CAGGCAAACCUGUCGCGACUCGCGAGUCGUUGUGCUUUCGACGGCCCUUUUCGUUGGGCAGCCGUCUCCGAUUGAUGAUUUGUACGAGCCUAAAACCCUUCCCUAAACCCAAUCUUGUCAAAGUAGCAAAUCCGACACAGCUUUGGUUGCACCACCACCACCACUACCGAGAGGGCAUGAAGUUCGCGGUCAAGGCAUGGAGUAACGGCAAGGCACGGGCGGGGUCACUUCAGAUAGGCAGCCUGCCGACCCCAAUGGAGACUCCAUGUCUCCUCCUCUCGACUCGUAAAGGACUGCCCGCGUUUAUAUCCCCUGACCUUCUUCCCUCUUUGCCUUCCCCGGACUCUCAUCUUCUUCAAGUCAGUCCUCUCCAAUUUUUGGAAGGUCUUUCAACAAAAACAAUAUCAAAUAUUGGUGGACUCCACCAGCUGCUUGGUUUGCAUGAACACGUGUUUGUUGCUGUAGCAAGGGAUUCCAUCCAGUGCCUUCCAGAAUUCAAAAGCACAAACAAAAUUGGAGCAUCUUUUGAGACUCCUUGUGGUCGUUGUUUGGUUAAACCUGCCGACUACAUGCAAAUGAUUUCUUCCAUGAGACCAAAUAUUUGGACCACUUUGGCUGAUGAAGUGCCAGCAUGGGUAUCUGAUAAGAGGAACAAGACCUCAGUAGACCGAACUGUUAAAUGGCUGGAUGAGUGCAUUGCAUCAAGCUCGGCAGGUGGAUUUGUUUUUGGAGCAAUUGUUGGAGGAUAUAAUGUAGAAGAACGACAGCGAUGUGCCCAAGAAACAGCCAAGCGAAAUUUAUCAGGCUAUUGGAUCGCAGGUUUUGGGCUUGGUGAGAGUAUGGAAGAGCGUCCUGCUUUGCUUAAUGCAGUUACUGAUAGAUUACCAGAGGAAAAGCCGCGUCUGAUCUGUGGGCUUGGACUUCCAGAGGAGGUCUUGCAGGGUGUGGCUUCUGGAAUCGAUCUUUUUGACUCAUCGUAUAUUUACCAUCUCACGCUUGGAGGCUUUGCUCUUUCAUUUCCAUUGGAUGGCAAUGAGAUUAGUACAUCUGCUUUUCAGUCGCCUCAUUUGGGAAGUGAUCAAACAAAAAUUAAUCUGAAAGCAACGGUUUACAGGAAAGACAUUACACCAAUUGUUGAAAGUUGUGGUUGCUAUACCUGCCAGAAUCAUACUAAAGCAUAUAUCAAUCAUCUACUCAAUGUUCAUGAAAUGCUGGCACAGAUACUUCUAGAAAUACAUAAUACUCACCAUUAUCUCAUGUUCUUCCGCUUAAUAAGAGAAGCAAUCAAGAAAGGUGAAUUUCGACAGAAGUUCAUUCAGAAUAGGCGUGCUCAUCUUGCCGCAGCGACUGCUUGUGCAUGAAGAUACUUGUUCACAAAAUUUAAGUUAUUGAAAGCAUUUUUGUUGAUUGGAUAUACUGUUUGAGCUCCCCUUCUAACCCUAAAAGAAACCUUUUUGAAGAGUCUUGGCAACUCUUAAGAAUUCCUUCAA